Molecule: messenger RNA, 3141 nt
Organism: Caenorhabditis auriculariae
Lineage: Eukaryota; Metazoa; Nematoda; Chromadorea; Rhabditida; Rhabditidae
Source: the annotation of a GenBank genome assembly
AUGAAAGUCCUAUUGGCCUUUAUCGGUCUUUUGCCGCUGGCCAGCGCUCUUGGCAUUCGAUGCUAUCCUUAUGUGAGUGUUUUAUUACAAAAUAGUUAGAACUAAGUUGAUAAUACGAGUUAUAGUAUAAAUAUAACAUCCAGUUUUUUUUAAUGUGUAUUCUGUAAAAGCCUUCGUUAAUUACAAUCAAUGAAUUGACAACACAGAGAAGGAAAAAUUAGUUCCAAAAACUUCCCCGCAUGUUAAUAUACUCCUAUUUCAGAAUAACAAGACCGAUAGCAAGCAGGUUUUCCCGCUUGAAAAUCCUUUGAAAGUUGGCGACGUCAUCUACAUCAGCGCGUACGCCAGAGUCGCCGAAGUGGCCACACAGUUGAUUUUUUUUCUUUGUCCAUUGAAUUUUUAUCCCCCUCGAACAAAAAGUUUACAAGCUCGCAAUAUAUAGUCUGAGUGCCAUGACCUGAAAUUUCACCGAACGACAAUCCGCUAUUCCGGUGCGUGCGGUCGCGGAGCGUCUUGCCUUUUGGGAAUCUUAGACGUUUCAAUUUGUUAUCUGAUAGGUAGACUGUUCCAAUGUUUAAAAAAACUGUUUGAAAGUGUUUAUUGCAUCUUCAAUGUAAGAAUACAUGUGCAAUCGACUUUCAUUGAUUUAACUGUGUUUAAACGGCGGCAGGAGCUGUGGCUUAGGCAGAGAAGUUGUGAAUUUCGCUCGUAGAACAUCAGGGACAAGAGAGGUCCAAUGUUAACUGAAAUAAAAGAAAUAUUGAAACCGUGACCGAACUUCCCAAAAACAGACGUUUCCCGACCGUGCUCACCGGAACAGCGGAAUGUCGUUUAACUUCUAGUCCAGACACACAGACUUUAACGUUUUUUAGCAAAGCUGCAGUAUGAAAUAGGUAACCCGGAACGGUCAAAAUAUCAGAUCUUGUCCAAAAUGUUGAGAUUUUUCAAUACAGCCAAUGAAAUUUCAAACAGCUCCGUUGUAAAAAUGAAAUUUGUUUUCCAAUAUUGUGAAAUUCAGCUUCGUUCUCGACUUGUAUGAAGGAUCUCCGACCGCGCAGGAAAUGAAUAAAAAUAUUUCCCUUCGUAUCAUGGCCAACUUGGACACAUCCCAAGUGACUUUCAACACAAUUACGGUGAGAUUUAAAAGAAUGAAAAGAAAAACAAUUCCAAAGUAUAUGCGGCGUUUAGAAAAAAAAAAAUCAUAUAGUCAAUGUUUCCCGACUUGAAAGGCGUGGGAGGCGGGGCAAGGGGCGGGACGCGUAGCGUGUGCGUUCGCGGUUCUUGGCACCAGUUCAAUUCAAUCCCCGCCGACUAUUUAAAAAGCUCAGCAACCGCUCUUUUUUGUAUUGUCUACUAUUUUUUGAUGCACACAUGAACAUAAUCAAUAAAUAAUUAAAAAAAGAAGUGAAAAAGAGCGAUAAAUGAGCUCUCUGAAUGCUCGCUGGCGGUUGAAUUGAACUCGUGCCAAGAACCGCGAACGCACACGCUACGCGUCCCGCCCCUUGCCACGCCUCCCUCGCCUUUCAAGUCGGGAAACAUUGACUAUAGCUUAACCCGACCUUUUUUGAUACGACAUAAUACGUACCGGUAAUCAAUGAAGUUUUCUACAUUUUUAUAGUCCAUUCGCGCCUCUUUGACAUUUUUCAAGUGUCUGCGUCUCUCUGUUCCCUCGCCGGCGAGGUAAGAAAAACUUGAAAACAGCACGUGAACGUGAGAGGGUCGCUGAGAGACUAGGAGGGCGCAGAGAAAAAAACCUUUCCAUUUCGCGAAAAGCUGAAAAUGAACUUUUCACGGUUUUUAUCAAUCUGAUAUAAAAGCUGACCACACUGAGCCGAUUUUCCAAACACCUUAUAGAAUUAUUUUUAAAUUUUCAGCCCGAUUUCAAAUACCUUGAAGAGCCCAAAAAGUCUCCCAUCACCCGCAGUGCGCAGUUCAAGCUGAAGCUUUUGUAAACUCUCCAUACUGAUAAAUGGUAAUAUUGAAUUUAGGGUGCGCGAUAACGAUUACCAGAUUUUCAUCAACCUCAAAAAGGUUUUCUACACCUACAACUUCCGUCGGCCAUCUCUCAACAUUGUAAAAGCCAUUGGACUUCAAGGAAUCAAGUUUUCGGCCACAUUGCGAGUUUCAAGAUUAUGGUUGAAAGAGGAAAAAGUUGUUAUUCUCAGGAACUCAAGAGUGGCCCCUAAAGGAGUCGGGGAAAAGCAACCCCUGUGACGGACAAAUAAGCGAUCCCUAUAGAGUUCAGUGUCCGAAAGAUGAAGUGACUGUACUAAAAAGUCGUAUAGGGACCACUGUAGUCAUACUAAAAAGUCGUAUAGCGAGCACAGUCUUUCAUCGGGGAUACUAACAGAAGACCUUCGAAGAGUUCCUUUUGUCAGCUUUAGUGGCUUCUAUUGAGGGAGAUACAAUGGCUCUUAGAGAGGAAUAUGAAAGGACCCCUCAGGUUACUCCUAUAGGGACCACUCUGGAGUUCCUGAGUCAAAAAUAUGAUGAAGAAAAAGUUUCAGAGUUUGCCCGUCCCCGUAUGGAGUUAAAAGUGCGGGAGAGUCUCAGACCAUCGCGGUAGAUAAUGGAAACGUCUAUUACCUCUGUAAGUUGUUGAACUUCAGGACUGCAUUUGGAAUGGCUCGGCUGGCGGCGGCCGCUCAGAAGCUCUUUUAAAGUACACCCUACUUAAAACGGCUUGCACGCAUUGAUAUCAAGUAAAAGCAGCUUUUGAAUCGACCGCAACGCGAUCCAUUCCACAUGUGACUGUCAGCAAACAUUUCCUGAACUUGAAAAAAAUUUAUCUCCACGAGUUUUCGCAUACCGUUCACCAAUCAUAGUUUCAUACAUUUCCUUUUUUCAAUAUCACUUUUCUCUGUUAGAAGGUCAUUUUUCGAAUGAAAUCUUCAGAGUAUGGUUCUUUUAAUGUAAAAGAUGUCGCUGGACUCAAAAUGAUGAUUUGAAACCCACGAAAUAAAUUUUGAAUAAACGGCUCUAUUCGAAUACAAAAAAAAACUGUAAGGCCUAGAAGUUAGUGAGAUUCCAUUAAACAAAAAACAUACCAUUUAAAUUGAUAACACUCUCUGAUAAUCUUUUCUUUCAGAUGGUCCCACUCUCCAGGGUGCCAGCAGGGCCCCAUACACGAACACGGCGUAG